AUGAAGACGUAAUCAAUGGUGAUAUAUUAAUUUAUUUCGCAUUAUCAAAUUAAUGCAAUUUAGGAAUCAGCAUUUAAUCCUUAAUUGAAAUCGUAGAAUCAUUCCAAACCAAUUAAUUGAUUGGCAAUAUAGUAAAAUCAAUAUAUUACGAUUUACAAGACAUAGCUAUUUUUAUAAUAAAAGAUGUAAAGUCGCUUAUCGAAAAUUAAAAUGAUAAUAAAUAGAACAAAUUGCAUAUUCUUGAAUUAUAUAAAGAAGUAAAUACUCAUUUUAAUAUAAUAGUGCUAGGCUCUUUAAAAGA
Paramecium octaurelia is the source of this 301-nucleotide messenger RNA. Lineage: Eukaryota; Ciliophora; Oligohymenophorea; Peniculida; Parameciidae. The record is from the annotation of a GenBank genome assembly.